AAGUGGACCGAAUACUAAUAGACUACGACGGAUCUCCUCUUCUCACCCUUAUUAGCUUGAACCCCAAUAAAGGCCGAAGCAAGGCCCAGGAAGCCAAUAGCCCACUAAUCCUAAAACGGUGCGUUUCAGUUAACUGUCUAGCUCCCCCAACACGAUGAAGUAGAGGAAAUAUCGAACUUUGCUGGAAUAGCGACCCUCGGGAACUUGAGAGGACUGAGCGAGCAGAGGUUAGAAACCAUGACCAGCUGAAGAGAAAUAAAACAGAAAACGACGACGUCCAAUGGCCGGUCGCAACCGCCUCCCGCCAGGUCAACCGGCGGCAGCAUACGCCUUUAAACGCCGCGAAGUCCCAUUGACCCGAGGAAUCCACCGUCCUGCCCCCAACCCGGUUGUCCUGGAGGAACACAUUGCAAUCCAGCACCGGGAGAUCCAAUCCCUUAUCAUCGAUAACCAGCGGCUAGAGGAAACUCACAUGGUGCUAAAGCAGGAGCUUGCAGCCGCCAGGCAAGAGCUGAGGCACCUAUCAGUGGCUGCCGCGGAAGUCAAGGCCGAGACCGAUGCUCAGGUGCGGGAGGUCUACGAGAAGUCGUUAAAGAUGGACGCAGAGGCUCGUGCAAUUGAUGCGAUGAACGCAGAGCUCGCGAAGGUGCUAGCGGAUGUAAAGAACCUGGCAGCGAACAGGCAGGAGCUUGUUGCGGAGUUGCAGGAGAUCAACGCCAAUUUAGCCGAAGCUAAAUCUGAUUCGCAGAAAGUUGCCGCCGUUAAGGACGAGAUUGAGACCCUG
Carica papaya (papaya) is the source of this 784-nucleotide messenger RNA. The record is from RefSeq and is a predicted model, not a curated record. NCBI's taxonomy places the organism in Eukaryota, Viridiplantae, Streptophyta, Magnoliopsida, Brassicales, Caricaceae.